AUGUUGCCCCAGCUGCCACUGCUGCUCCUCUUGCUGGUGGUCCCACAGAGGGUUCACAGCUGCCAUGGGCCAGAGGUGGACCGGGAACUUGUCCUGGCCAAGGUGAGGGCCCUGUUUCUGGAUGCCUUGGGACCCCCUGCAGUGACUGGUGAAGGUGGGAAUCCUGGAGUCAGGCGUCUGCUCCGAAGACAUGCUGUGGGGGGCUUCAUGCGCAGGGGCUCUGAGCCCGUGGAGGAGGAUGUCUCCCAGGCCAUCCUUUUCCCAGCUACAGGGGCCAGCUGUGAGGACCAGCCAGCUGUGGGAGAGCUGGCCCAGGAGGCUGAGGAGGGCCUCUUCACAUAUAUGUUCCGGCCUUCCCAGCACACACGCAGCCGCCAGGUGACUUCGGCUCAGCUGUGGUUCCACACGGGACUGGACAGACAGGCCACAGCAUCCUCCAAUAGCUCUGGGCCCCUGCUAGGCCUGCUGGCCCUGUCAUCCAAGGGUCCUACGGCUGUGCCCACGUCAUUGGGCCAGGCACCUCCUUGCUGGGCUGUGCUGCACAUGGCUGCCUCUGCCCUCCCUCUGCUGACCCACCCUGUGCUGGUGCUCCUGCUGCGCUGUCCUCUCUGUUCCUGCUCAGCCCGGCCUGAGACCACGCCCUUCCUGGUGGCCCACACUCGAGCCAAGCCAGCUAGCAGAGGGGACAGAGCCCGGCGCUCGACUCCCCCGCUGCCCUGGCCUUGGUCUCCCGCUGCUCUGCGCUUGCUGCAGAGGCCUCCAGAGGAACCUGCUGCCCACGCUCACUGCCACAGAGCGGCCCUCAACAUCUCCUUCCAGGAGCUGGGCUGGGACCAGUGGAUCGUACACCCUCCCAGUUUCGUCUUCCACUACUGUCACGGUGGCUGUGGGCUACCCACCCAAUCAGACUUGCCUCUGCCAGUCUCUGGGGUCCCCCCUACCCCUGUCCAGCCCUUUUCUCUGGUUCCAGGAGCCCAGCCCUGCUGUGCUGCUCUCCCAGGGACCAUGAGGCCCCUACGUGUCCGUACCACCUCAGAUGGAGGCUACUCUUUCAAGUAUGAGACAGUGCCCAACCUUCUCACGCAGCACUGUGCUUGCAUCUAA
Pteropus alecto (black flying fox) is the source of this 1104-nucleotide messenger RNA. It is a transcript of the gene INHA, whose product is annotated as inhibin subunit alpha. The record is from RefSeq and is a predicted model, not a curated record. The transcript is spliced from 2 exons. Gene Ontology annotation, molecular function: cytokine activity; growth factor activity. Gene Ontology annotation, cellular component: extracellular region. Gene Ontology annotation, biological process: SMAD protein signal transduction. NCBI's taxonomy places the organism in Eukaryota, Metazoa, Chordata, Mammalia, Chiroptera, Pteropodidae. Bases 1 to 1104 code for a protein of 367 amino acids.